Molecule: messenger RNA, 576 nt
Organism: Colletotrichum lupini
Lineage: Eukaryota; Fungi; Ascomycota; Sordariomycetes; Glomerellales; Glomerellaceae
Exons: 7
Coding region: 1-576 (191 amino acids)
Source: RefSeq, a predicted model, not a curated record
AUGUCAGUUCACGUCGGGUCGUCCCCGAGACUCAGACGGGGCGGCACUUGUCCAAACCUUUGCCCUCAUCUCGGGACACGCCGCGAUGCAAGUAAACUCGGGACGACAGCAGCCACGUCCCUCGGCACCGACCGAAAGAACAAAAAAAAUUUUGACCUUGAGCGGCUCGCCGAGAAGGGGUACCUCAGCGAAUAUGAUAAGGUAAGGCAAAGUAGGCGUGAGAAUCCGCGCAACCACAAGGCAAAGAUCGAUUGUAGAGGGCAAAAGACAAAGGGCAAACAACCCGAAACCAUGUUGCGGAAAAAACCCUCCUGGCACCACACGAAAAGUGCCAUCCCAACCCAUGACACAUGCCCCAAUCCACAAACCACAGGUACCCAGAUUCUAGCCUCGACUCGUGACAUCACAAGCCCGGACCUUGAGCCUCAAGCCCUCCCCCCUCUGUCGCAAGAUCCCUUCCAUCCGUCCCAACUCCGGCACUACAAGAAGAGAAGAAUCGACAACUCGAACGCCAGUCUCCAACCCACACACACUGAUCCCACUCAAUGGCACGCGACGCUGGAGAGCCCAGCUUAG